This is a messenger RNA of Conger conger (European conger), 1980 nucleotides long. It is a transcript of the gene spsb3a, whose product is annotated as splA/ryanodine receptor domain and SOCS box containing 3a. Gene Ontology annotation, biological process: proteasome-mediated ubiquitin-dependent protein catabolic process. The transcript is spliced from 6 exons. The record is from RefSeq and is a predicted model, not a curated record. Gene Ontology annotation, cellular component: SCF ubiquitin ligase complex. Gene Ontology annotation, molecular function: protein binding. Lineage: Eukaryota; Metazoa; Chordata; Actinopteri; Anguilliformes; Congridae. The coding region runs from base 11 to 1075 and encodes 354 amino acids.
GCCCCCUGCCAUGUCGAGACGCAGCCGGAACAGCAGGGCGUGGCGCUACGUCUGGAGCGGCAUCAGACGGGACGCGGACGCCAGAGCCCUGGUCCUGGCCUCGGAGAGCGAGGAGUGGCAGUACGAGCGCCUGCAGUGCAGCGACUCGGACUCGGAGCCAGAGUUCCCCUCUCUCCUGCCGGCCGCUCCCAGUGCCGUGCCCGUGACGGGGGAGUCCUACUGCGCCUGCGACUCCCAGGCUGAGUCCGGCUACAACCCCCGCCUGCGCGCCUUCCACCGCGUCCGGGACUGCCGCUGCGGGGAGGACGACCAGGAUUUCGACUGGGUGUGGGACGACGGCAGCAAGUCCACCGCCUCCCUGCUGAGCUGUGACAACCGCAAGGUCAGCUUCCACUCGGAGUACAGCUGCGGCACGGCCGCGGUCCGCGGGUCCCGGGAGCUCGCACACGGCCAGCACUUCUGGGAGAUCAAGAUGACUUCCCCCGUCUACGGCACCGACAUGAUGGUGGGCAUUGGGACCUCAGAUGUGAACCUGGACAAGUACAGACACACCUUCUGUAGUCUUCUGGGGAAGGAUGAGGACAGCUGGGGGCUCUCAUACACAGGCCUGCUCCAUCACAGAGGGGACAAGGUGAACUUCUCAUCGCGUUUUGGCCAAGGCUCCAUCAUUGGGGUGCACCUGGACACGUGGCACGGGACCCUCACCUUUUUCAAGAAUCGCAAGUGCAUCGGGGUCGCCACAACGGAGCUGCACAACAAGCGGCUGUACCCCAUGGCGUGCUCCACGGCGGCCAAGAGCAGCAUGAAGGUGAUCCGCUCCUGCUUCGCGCCCACCUCCCUGCAGUACCUGUGCUGCGCGCGGCUGCGCGAGCUGCUGCCCGGCUGCGCGGACACGCUGGGGGCCCUGCCCCUGCCCCCGGGGCUGCGCCAGCUGCUGCGGCACAAGCUGGGCUGGGUGCUGAGCCUGAGCCGCCCGCGGCCCCCCUCGGGGCCCGCCGCGUCCUCCGGGAGCGACUCCGAGGGCGGCCUGUCCGACCCCGAGGCCUGGCAGAGGAAGCGCUGUCGCUGGACUUAGCCGACGGACGCGCGCGUCGCACACCCCCUCCCGGCCCUCCCGGCCCUCCCUCGGAGCCCGCGGACGGUUAACUCGCAACGGACUUCUGGCCAAAACCGACCCUGCUGGCCUCUGAAUUUUGGAAAAAUAAACUUUUUGCAUCGAUAUUUUGGUGCCACCCCCCACUUUUCCACUGCAAAAACCCCAAAAUAACAAACAUUUUAUUCUUACACUGAGACUUUAAAGUCGUAUAACUUUGUUUGACAAAUAAGAUGAAAACGUUGCCGAUGCGGUAAGACUCCUUUCAGGAUUUGCCAGUGGAAUAAGAGGAUUUCUCUUGCCAAGCGGACGUUGGCUUAACAAGCUAAUAGCUAAAAUCAAGCGAAUGGGUCAGUGCGUAGCCGGGUGGCUAGAGUACAUCACUAGGACCGAGAAGGUUGGUUGGUAGCCACGAUAAGAUCCGCGCAGCUGUUUGGCCCUCGAGCAAGGCCCUUAACCCACAUUGCUCGCAUCCGACGUCUUAUUUCUAGAUGAAAAUGUUCGUUACGGUGGUCUUUUUGCAGUGUUUUGAGCGGAAGUCACUUCCUGCGGCUCACGGCGGUCUGUCCAGUGUCAGAACGGGCUUGGCUGAGGUCACGACUGAGGACCGACCUCACUGCUGGGACGUCGCACGCCCUGUCCCCGUCCCAGGAACUGUACAUGGCACAACUUUAUAUGCAGAUUGCACAGUAUGAGGACGUUUUAACAUUACAUUUGCCACAAGGGUAUGCCGAACUCUCUUUAAAGAACUCUCUUUGGGGUGCAUUGUGGAGAUAUUCCGCGUUUGCUUAACCGUGUCUGACACAAUUCUGAUGCCAAACUCCCAGACCCUACUCCCUGUCCGCAGUCACAGCAGUGAGGGUAAUAAACGGAAUUAAUUAUACGAA